UUGAUGGGGAAUUGGGGAUGGGCUCCAUUAAAUUUGUUGCCGUGAAACUCUGUUCUCCGAUUCGGCGUGGCCACGGCUCUCCGCACUCAUCGCAGGGAUCUAAUGUCGAAGAUCAAAUCCAGCACGCCGCCGCCGCUCCUCCUCGUGCUCCUGCUCCUCAACUUCCAUUUUCUUCACACUCCGGCGAUCGAACUCCUCUUCAAUGGCUUCAAGUCCAACGAUCUUAUCCUCUACGGAAACGCUUCUCUCGAACCCCAUCCUUCCUCAUCGGAUCUCGCCAGCAACAGUAGCGGCCGCAGGUACCUCUCCCUCACCACUUAUUCCAACUACUCUGUAGGCCGCGCGCUCCUCCCCUUUCCCGUCCGCACCAAAGACGCCAAUUCAUCCGCCGUCCUACCCUUCUCGACCUCGUUCCUCUUCUCCAUCGCUCCUGUUCCCUCGGUCUUUCCUGGCCACGGUCUCGCCUUUCUCUUAGCUCCCGCCGCUGGUACUUUCGGCGCCGUCGCUUCCCAGCACCUUGGUCUCUUCAACUUGACCUCGAACGGUGACGCCGCCGCCCGCGUCGUCGCCGUGGAGUUUGAUGUCUUUAAGAAUGAGGAGUUCCGUGACAUCAAUUCCAACCACGUCGGCGUCGAUCUCAACUCUCUCACCUCCGUAUCAGCCGCCGCUGCCGGUUACUGGCCAGAUGAAAACGGUGCUUCCUUCGUCGACCUGACGCUUAACGAUGGGACCAUCUACCAGGCCUGGGUGGACUAUGUCAGCGGGCGGCUUAAUGUCACCAUGGCUCCCGCCGCCCUCUGCCGAAAGCCGCUCCGCCCACUUAUAUCCGUCCAAAUGGACCUCUCCAACGUAUUCCUUGAUGAGAUGUACGUCGGUUUCUGUGCUUCAACAGGGAUGCUGGUGGAGCGCCACCGCAUCCUAGCUUGGAGCUUCAGCAACUCCAACUUCUCCGCCGGCGACGGUCUAAUCACCACGGAUCUCCCCAAUUUCCUCGAGCAGGCGAAUGCAAAAUCGAGAAAAGGCCUUAUUGUUGGCUUCAUUAUGGCAGCAAUCGUUCUUCUGUUUUCUUCAGUUGUGGCGGUAGGGUUGUGGAGGAAGUGGACUCAUCGGAAGAGAAAGCACAAACGAGUAAUUGAGGAAGAAGAAAGCGAGGACAAGAUCGAGGAGUGGGAAUUGGAGUAUUGGCCUCAUCGAAUUGGGUACCAAGAAAUCUACGCCGCCACUGAAGGUUUCUCCGAGAGCAACCUGAUCGGCCGCGGCGGCCACGGCGUUGUCUAUAAAGGGAUUCUCGGUGGCACCGAGGUCGCAGUGAAGCUCUUUUCCCAGACCAAUUCGGAGGAGGCCAAGUACUUCGCGGCGGAGGUAUCCAGCCUAGGCCGGCUUAAACAUCGGAAUCUGGUCGGCCUCCGCGGCUGGUGCCGCUCCCGGCGUGGCCGAGGGGCCACAAUGAUCUUGGUGUACGACUACAUGGAGAAUGGAAGCUUGGACCGCUGGAUCUUCGGAGGCGGGGAACAGCUGAAUUGGGUUUCGAGGGUGAGUAUCCUCCGGGACGUAGCGGAGGCACUGCUCUACCUGCACGAAGGAUGGGGCGAGUCUGUGGUGAUCCACCGCGACGUCAAGGCGAGCAACGUGAUGCUGGACGCCGGGAUGAUCGGGCGGCUGGGGGACUUCGGUCUGGCGCGAGCCCACCAGCGGGGCUGUGAGCUGGGCACCACUAGGGUGGUCGGCUCAGCAGGGUACCUAGCUCCGGAGGUGGUGCGCACCGGGCGCGCGACGGCAGCGACGGACGUUUAUGCCUUCGGGGUCAUGGUGCUCGAGGUGGUGACCGGGCGACCGGCGGCGGCGGAGGGUUUGCUGCCGUUAGUGUUUUGGGCACGGAAUGCUGCCGCUCGGGGGGCUGCUCCGGUGGACGCGAGAGCGAGGGCGUCGGAGGGGUACGACGAGAGGGAGGCGGCGCUGUUGGUGGCGGUGGCGCUGGCGUGCACGCGGGAUGACGCGGUGGAGAGGCCAACGACGAGGCAGUUGGUGCGGAUGUUGGAGGCGUGUGGGCAGGGCGAUGGAGGAUCGACCUCCGCUAGGCUGCUGGCGGUGGAAAACUUCGGAGAGGCGUGGGCUGCCUUUCCUGUUACCCCUCGGCAGCCCACGCCGGAGCUCCGGCAUCUCACGUUCCUGGAGCUGCAGCAAUCUUUGUCCUCGUCGUCCUCAUCAGCGGUCAACGCACCCGGCAGUCUCGUGGAUGACCUCUGAGCAUGACAGAUAGUGGUGGAUUUGUGGUUGGGUGGGGUUUUGUUUUAUUUUAUUUAUUGUAUUCACAUUUUAAAAUAUUAUAUUUUGU
This is a messenger RNA of Zingiber officinale, 2335 nucleotides long. Its product is annotated as L-type lectin-domain containing receptor kinase VII.1-like. Bases 103 to 2247 code for a protein of 714 amino acids. Lineage: Eukaryota; Viridiplantae; Streptophyta; Magnoliopsida; Zingiberales; Zingiberaceae. Gene Ontology annotation, molecular function: carbohydrate binding; ATP binding; protein kinase activity. Gene Ontology annotation, cellular component: plasma membrane. Gene Ontology annotation, biological process: protein phosphorylation. The transcript has a single exon. The record is from RefSeq and is a predicted model, not a curated record.